Messenger RNA from Zasmidium cellare ATCC 36951, 1365 nucleotides. RefSeq lists its product as uncharacterized. The transcript has 2 exons. The record is from RefSeq and is a predicted model, not a curated record. NCBI's taxonomy places the organism in Eukaryota, Fungi, Ascomycota, Dothideomycetes, Mycosphaerellales, Mycosphaerellaceae. Gene Ontology annotation, molecular function: peptidase activity. Bases 1 to 1365 code for a protein of 454 amino acids.
AUGUCUGAACUCAAAGACAUUUAUUGGAUGGCAGCUCCGCUCGCAGCGAAAUACCGUGUCGAUUUCAACAAAGACCUUGACCAGUCCUGGGGAGCUGAAAGGGGGUUCCGGUUACCGAGCAGAGCCAAAGGCAGUCUACGUAAAUUCUACCACUGGGCUCUUGAAAUCGAUGGCACAUGCUACGAGGUCUCGCCCAACGAAAAAUGUCAAGGCCUCGGCAUAUUCGUGGAUGCAUGUGUGCCAAAGCCAUGUCCGUCGGAAGAGUGGCACGCCAGAUACGUUGGCGUGGAACCGGAGACGAGGAAGAUCGGGCAAACGAGGAAGGUGAAAGAAGAAAUCAUGGCGUGCAUCGACGACAUUUGGAACAAUUGGAACCAGGGUCGCUACGACUUCCUCAUCCAAAACUGCCAGAACUUCGUAAAGAUGGUCUUUGAACAGAUUAUUGUCUCGGAAGACGAUCCUGAGGUCAUUGAGGAAGAGAAGAAGACGUGGAUGAAGAUGCCAGACCCAGUCAGCCAUAGACUUGCAGAAGGCUCUCAAGCCACGCUCCUUGGUGGAGCGAUGUACGGCACACAUGCUGCAUACCUCGCUGCAUUGACAAGCGUGGUCGAAGCAGGGCAGACAGGUGGCCUCGUUGCCGCUGGUGUAGCUGCGAAUACGAUUGAGGGAACAGCAGCCGGCACCGCUCUGGCUGAAGGCAGCACAGGCGCUGCCACCGUCGCCAGCGGCUCUCAAGGUGCUGGGGCUCAGGCAACUCAUGCUUCUUUGACUGCAACUGCUCAUGCGAAUCCAGCCGGAGCUGUUGGAGUGGCCAAGAGUACGACGACCGGAACAUCAGGGGCCGCAAAGGCCGGGUUCUCUGCCAAAGCAGCUGGUCUCGGCCACGUCGGGUUGCACGGCGCUGGACUUGGAGCUGCUAAAGCUGCUUCAAUUGGUGGCGGUAUGCUUAAAGCUGGUGGAACGGCCAUGUUCGUGCAUCCCAUUGCCGGAGCCGCUAUAGCUGGCGCUGGAGCUGGACUUGUGUAUCUUGGCACACGAGGGAAGCGAGACAAGAACUGGACUCCUGAGAUGCCAAGCAGUCCAACAGAGGAUCCUGCCACCGGUCUGAACGAUUUGGAAGUGGAAGUGACUACAGAUGAUCUCCUUGAACUGGAAGCCAGACUAUUCGAGCAAGUCGAGAUGGACAACGGCACAGAAUAUGUCGAUGCAAAAUGGCCUUGUUCUCCAGCACCAAUAGAGGAAAGAAUGGAAGAGUGCAAGCUUACAGACUCUCAUGAGACUGACGUGGCCUUCGAGCAACCGAAAAGUUCGGAAGGGACGAAAGGCAAGAUCAGACAAUGGCGACAGAAGAGCUGGAAAUCGUGA